Carcharodon carcharias (great white shark) is the source of this 2700-nucleotide messenger RNA. RefSeq names its product long-chain-fatty-acid--CoA ligase 6-like. The record is from RefSeq and is a predicted model, not a curated record. Gene Ontology annotation, molecular function: arachidonate-CoA ligase activity. Gene Ontology annotation, cellular component: endoplasmic reticulum; membrane. NCBI's taxonomy places the organism in Eukaryota, Metazoa, Chordata, Chondrichthyes, Lamniformes, Lamnidae. The transcript has 21 exons. Gene Ontology annotation, biological process: long-chain fatty acid metabolic process; very long-chain fatty acid metabolic process; long-chain fatty-acyl-CoA biosynthetic process. The coding region runs from base 271 to 2367 and encodes 698 amino acids.
GGAGGCCCUGCUGUAUCGUAACUGGAUGAAUUUGGUAGUGUGAGGUAGUGGACUGUAUUCUUGGGGUUUACAAAGUGCGGGCUUGGCAACAAGCCAUUUUUUUUCAAGCAGCGCAUGAAAUGAUUCAAAUGCUGUAACUUUGUCCCUUCCACCAGUAUAAAAGAGAUUUUCACCUCCACAGCAGCUUGUUUCAAAUGGAAAGUGCCCAAAGCAGCUGCUGCACCAAGGAUGCUGAAUGUCUGAGAAUUUUUUAGCUCACUUAUUGAGAAGAUGCAAGCAAAGGAAGUCUUGAGGAAUCUGCGGCUACUGGAAUUGGAUGAAUUUGGCCAGUUUUUUCGUACCAUCCCUCCACCAACACUGGUGGGAAUUGCUUCUUUUGCAGCUAUUGUAGCAUACUGGCUAACUACCAGACCCAAAGCCCUGAAGCCACCCUGCGACCUUUCACUACAGUCAGUAGAAAUUGAGGGUGCUGACCAAGCUCGUGGGUCGGUAUUAGGUGAUAGCCCUCAGCUUAUGACACACUACCACGAUGAUGCAAAAACCAUGUAUGAAGUAUAUCAACGAGGAUUACACCUAACAGGUGACGGACCUUGCUUAGGAUUCAGAAAACCCAAACACCCCUAUCAAUGGCUUUCUUAUAAAGAGGUCACAACUCGAGCUGAGGACUUAGGAUCUGGACUGCUCCAAAAAAACUGCAGGUCAUCACCAGACCAGUUCAUUGGUGUUUUUGCACAAAACAGACCUGAGUGGAUUAUUGCUGAGCUGGCAUGCUAUACUUACUCCAUGGUGAUAGUACCACUUUAUGACACACUCGGACCUGAAGCCAUUCGCUACAUAAUUAACACAGCUGAGAUUUCCACAGUUAUCUGUGACAAGGUAGAAAAAGCAAAAAUUCUUUUGAAGAAUGUGGAGAGGAAGGAGACUCCAGGCUUGAAGAUAGUCAUCCUCAUGGACCCAUUUGAGAUGGACUUGGUGGAGAUGGGAAAUGACUGUGGAGUGCAAAUACUGGCACUCCAGGAGGUGGAGAACCUUGGACAGAUGAACAGGCAAACUCCUGUGCCUCCACGACCUGAGGACUUAUCAAUUGUCUGUUUUACUAGUGGAACAACAGGGAACCCUAAGGGGGCCAUGCUCACACAUGGAAAUGUGGUAGCUGAUUUUUCAGGCUUUUUGAAAGUUACAGAGAGCCAAUGGCUGCCUACAUCUGAUGAUGUACAUAUUUCCUACUUGCCAUUAGCACACAUGUUUGAAAGGAUGGUACAGUCUGUAGUUAUAUGCCAUGGAGGCCGGAUAGGUUUCUUCCAAGGUGACAUUAGGCUCCUGUCUGAUGAUAUGAAGGCUCUUCAUCCAACUAUUUUUCCUGUUGUUCCAAGACUGCUAAAUCGAAUGUAUGAUAAGAUAUUUAGCCAAGCAGGCACACCAGUAAAACGCUGGCUACUGGAAUUUGCAGCAGGAAGAAAGGCAAUUGAAGUGCGAAAUGGCAUCAUAAGGAAUGACAGCCUAUGGGACAAACUCUUUUUCAAAAAAAUACAGGAUAGUCUUGGGGGAAAGGUGAGAAUGAUUGUCACAGGGGCUGCUCCUGCCUCUCCUGCUGUACUUGGCUUCCUGAGAGCAGCACUGGGUUGCCAGGUUUAUGAAGGUUAUGGACAGACUGAGUGCACAGCUGGAUGUACCUUUACCACACCAGGAGAUUGGACAUCAGGUCACGUUGGGGCACCGCUACCAUGUAAUUAUCUCAAACUCAUCGAUGUAGAUGAAAUGAAGUAUUUUUCUGCAAAAGGAGAAGGAGAGAUCUGUGUGAAAGGACCAAAUGUGUUCAAAGGCUACCUCAAAGACACUGAGAAAACAGCUGAAGCACUGGACAAAGACAGUUGGCUGCAUACUGGGGACAUUGGAAAAUGGUUACCUAACGGCACUUUAAAAAUCGUAGACAGAAAGAAACAUAUAUUCAAACUUGCACAGGGAGAGUACAUUGCACCAGAAAAAAUUGAGAAUAUCUACGUACGGAGUGAGCCUGUGGCCCAAGUGUAUGUCCAUGGAGAUAGUCUGCAGUCCUUCUUGGUAGGAAUUGUUGUUCCAGAUCCUGAAGCCACAGAAGCCUGGGCAAGGAAAAGGGGAUUUGAGGGAUCAUAUGCAGAACUAUGUAAAUCAGAGGGUUUGAAAAAAGCUAUUAUGGAGGACAUGGUGAAACUGGGGCAACAGGCUGGCCUUUAUUCAUUUGAACAGGUAAAAGCCAUCUAUCUCCACUAUGAAAUGUUCUCUGUCCAAAAUGGCCUGUUGACUCCAACACUAAAGGCUAAGAGGCCAGAGAUGAGAAAUUACUUCCGGAAACAAAUUGAAGAGCUUUAUGCUAAUACUUCAAUAUGAAAAUAUUUGGAAGAUGUCUCAUGAAGAACAUUCCUAUUCUCAUGUACUGAUUAUUUUUUGUGAAGUAAUCAUGACGUAUAAAUAUAAAAUAUAUUCUUUGGCAAUAUUCAGAAACCUAUUAAUUUUCUUCAGUCAACUGGAAGGUGUCUUGCUUAACAAUAAGAACUCUUGUGUAUAAUAAAGUUUUGCGCUUUUUUAAAGCUGCAGUAUGCUAGAGACAAUUUUAUAUGUUCUUCAGUGAUAUUUGCUUUGUUUAUAUGAGGAUGACUAAUAGCUUAAAAUUGAAAUGUACAUAUUUUGUAAAAUUGAAGAAUAAAAGUUAGGUUAAGGGUU